CGGUUCUUCAGAAACCGGUGGAGACGAACCGUGUAUCUCUGCAGCCGCAGGCGAAGCAACUCCGCCCAGAGCCAGGCAGAAUGACACAGCAAGGAGCGGCGCUGCAGACAUACAACAACGAGCUGGUCAAGUGCAUCGAGGAGCUGUGCUCCAAGCGCGAGGAGCUCAACCGGCAGAUCCUGCAGGAGGAGGAGGAGAAGACGAAGCUGCAGAACGACAUCCGCAUCCUGACGGAGAAGCUGAGCCGCGUCAACGAGAGCCUGGCGCGCAAGCUGGCAUCACGCAAUGACUUCGACCGCACCAUCGCUGAGACCGAGGCAGCCUACAUGAAGAUCCUGGAGAGCUCUCAGACGCUGCUGAACGUGCUGAAGAGGGAGGCAGGGAGUCUGAGCAAAGGCACCUUGAGCCACAGCGCCCACAAGGACUCCUGAGAGACCCAGACCCCCCCCCCCCCCCCCCCACACACACACACACACACACGCUGCUGACCAACCCAGAGCCCCCCCACACACACGCUGCUGACCAGCCCAGAGCCCCCCACACACACACGCUGCUGACCAGCCCAGAGCCCCCCACACACACACGCUGCUGACCAGCCCAGAGCCCCCCCACACACACACUGCUGACCAGCCCAGAGCCCCCCCCACACACGCCACACACACACACUGCUGACCAGUCCAGAGCCCCCCCACUCACACACACUGCUGACCAGUCCAGAACCCCCCCCCCACACGCCACACACACACACUGCUGACCAGUCCAGAGCCCCCCCACUCACACACACUGCUGACCAGUCCAGAGCCCCCCCUACACACACACACGCUGCUGACCAAUCCAGAGCCCCCCCCCACACACACACACUCACACUGCUGACCAGUCCAGAGCCCCCCCCCACACACACACACACACACUGCUGACCAGUCCAGAGCCCCCCACACACACACACUGCUGACCAGCCCAGAGCCCCCCCACACACACACUGCUGACCAGCCCAGAGCCCCCCCCCACACACACACACUGCUGACCAGCCCAGAGCCCCCCCCACACACACACACACACACACACACACACACACACUGCUGACCAGUCCAGCACAGGGACUGGGCUCCUGCCCCAGCACUGAGACACCCAGGAAAACCACCCACUGUAUUAAAUGAUACACGCUGUCCACCCCCUGAAUAAACAAGCACAGGAAUACAAAUAUUAAACAUAAUCAUAAUAAUAAUAAUAAUAAUAAUAAUAAUAAUAAUAAUGGGGUUUACACUUUACUUGGAGUGCCGUGUUUUCAAACCUGUGAUGUUUUUUUCCUUUUUAUAAUCAGUCUAUUUUAAUAAAACAUACAUGUUAGAAAUA
Messenger RNA from Acipenser ruthenus (sterlet), 1353 nucleotides. RefSeq names its product microtubule nucleation factor SSNA1-like. Gene Ontology annotation, cellular component: centrosome; ciliary basal body. The transcript is spliced from 3 exons. The coding region runs from base 81 to 431 and encodes 116 amino acids. Lineage: Eukaryota; Metazoa; Chordata; Actinopteri; Acipenseriformes; Acipenseridae. The record is from RefSeq and is a predicted model, not a curated record.